Fukomys damarensis (Damara mole-rat) is the source of this 650-nucleotide messenger RNA. Its product is annotated as importin-5-like. The record is from RefSeq and is a predicted model, not a curated record. Lineage: Eukaryota; Metazoa; Chordata; Mammalia; Rodentia; Bathyergidae. Gene Ontology annotation, biological process: protein import into nucleus. Bases 21 to 650 code for a protein of 209 amino acids. Gene Ontology annotation, cellular component: cytoplasm; nucleus. The transcript is spliced from 6 exons. Gene Ontology annotation, molecular function: nuclear import signal receptor activity.
UAUGUAACCAGGUUAGGCAAAUGGCUGCUGUUCUUCUGAGACGCCUUUUAUCCUCUGCGUUUGAUGAAGUUUACCCAACUCUUCCAUCGGAUGUUCAGACUGCCAUCAAGAGUGAGCUAGUAAUGAUUAUUCAGAUGGAAACACAGUCCAGCAUGAGGAAAAAAAUUUGUGAUAUUGCUGCAGAACUGGCCAGGAAUCUAAUAUAUGAGGAUGGCAACAACCAGUGGCCUGAAGGUUUGAAGUUUCUUUUUGAUUCAGUCAGCUCUCAAAACAUGGGAUUGCAGGAAGCUGCCCUUCACAUAUUCUGGAACUUUCCUGGAAUUUUUGGGAACCAACAGCAGCACUAUUUAGAUGUCAUCAAACGGAUGUUAGUUCAGUGUAUGCAAGAUCAGGAACAUCCAUCAAUCAGGACAUUAUCUGCUAGAGCCACAGCUGCAUUUAUACUUGCAAAUGAGCAUAACAUUGCUCUGUUCAAACAUUUUGCAGACUUGUUACCUGGAUUCUUACAGAUGUUUUUGAUCCUUGCUUGGUUCAGACUGGGUACAGGGGACCAACUGUACAUUAAAACCAGGAAAAAAAAUUUUGUGAUUCAAGUUGUAGGUUUCUGUCAUUUUUAUAAAUUUCUGGCAUUUGAUGAGAUGACCGUGUGA